AUGGGCGAGGACAUGCACGUCAACGCGACCGUACCAGAAAAGAGCCGCCCACGUCAUGGGAACGAGUCGGAAGAGACCGACGUCGAACAGACACCGUCCGCGCUGCCUAAGCUCGACGAUGUACCGCCCGAUGGGGGAUAUGGCUGGGUCUGCGUGGCGUGUUGUUUCUUCAUCAACGCACACACCUGGGGAAUCAAUUCCUCGUACGGGGUAUUCCUCUCGUACUACCUGAACAACGAUUAUUUCCCCAACACAUCCGCUCUGACCUAUGCCUUCAUUGGCGGUCUCUCGAUAUCCCAGGCCAUGCUGGUCGCACCGCUGGCCACGCGCAUCAUCCACCUCUUCGGCACACGGACGUGUCUCCAUCUUGGCGUCUUCUUCGAGACCCUCUCCCUCAUCGGCGCCAGCUUCUGCAAGGUAAAGUACCAGAUCAUUCUGGCCCAAGGAUUCUGCUUCGGCUGGGGCAUGGGCUUCCUCUUUGUUGGGUCCGUCGGCAUCAUGGCCCAGUGGUUCACCAAGAAACGCAGCCUCGCAAACGCCAUCGCCGCCGCCGGCUCCGGGUGUGGUGGUCUGAUGUACUCGCUCGUCACCCAGCGCGUGAUCGACAAGAACGGCCUGCCCUGGGCUUUCCGCGUCCUAGGCAUCUGUGUCUUCGCGGUCAACUUGACCGCCGCGAACCUGAUCCGCGACCGCAACAAGCAGACGGGCUCGCGCCACAAAUCGUUCGACCUGAGCCUACUUCGCAAGCCCGAAUUCCUCCUCCUGCAAGGCUGGUCCUGGUUCAGCAUGUUCGGAUACACCAUCCUCCUCUUCUCGCUCCCGGCGUACGGUCGGUCCAUCGGGCUCAGCGCACAGCAAAGUUCCGUGUUAGGCGCCGUCCUCAACGCCGGCCAAAUGGUCGGCCGCCCCUUCAUCGGCCUCUCCUCAGAUCGCUGGGGCCGCAUCAAUCUCGCCACCUGCCUCACCCUGCUCUGCGGGAUCCUGUGUUUCGCGCUCUGGAUCCCCGCCGAGACCGUCUCCUCGCCCAUGGGCCUGCUCUGUUUUUUCGCCGUCGUCGGCGGCGCCACCGCCGGGGUGUACUGGGCGACCAUUGCGCCCGUCGCCGCCGAGGUGCUGGGCCUGCAAGACCUGCCCGCCGGGUUGAGCUGGACGUGGCUGUUGAUCGUCCCGCCCACGACCACCGCCGAGGCCAUCGCCCUCGAACUGCGACGCAAGGACACCACCAGCUGGAUCUACCUCCCGCCCCAGCUCUUCACGGCCUUCAUGUAUAUCGGCGGGGCGGUGUGCUUGUGGGUCGUCCGCGGGUGGAAGGUCGGGGACAUGCAGUGGCAGGCCAAGGUGGCCCGAGAACGGGAACACCGAGAACAGAGGGCAGUGUUGGAUGAAAAGCCGCCAGGCAGGACAGUCGAGGGAUCAAGUCCUGAGGUAGACGAGGUGGAGAUGAGCAAGUUUCGCGCAGGGCAGAUAUGGGGGCCGACGAAUCUGUUGAGAAACAUGACUCGGUGGAAAGUCGUUUGA
Cladophialophora yegresii CBS 114405 is the source of this 1518-nucleotide messenger RNA. RefSeq lists its product as uncharacterized. The transcript is spliced from 2 exons. The record is from RefSeq and is a predicted model, not a curated record. NCBI's taxonomy places the organism in Eukaryota, Fungi, Ascomycota, Eurotiomycetes, Chaetothyriales, Herpotrichiellaceae. Gene Ontology annotation, biological process: transmembrane transport. The coding region runs from base 1 to 1518 and encodes 505 amino acids. Gene Ontology annotation, molecular function: transmembrane transporter activity.